CCGAUUAAGUCGCCUUUCUUCCCGGGCAGCUGUUGGCGUCUGGUGAGCAAACACCUCCACACCGCGGCGAGGUUUCUGAAGAAAACUGGAACUGAGCACAGGUGGUUGGACCGGCACUUGAAGGAUCCCUUUGUCAAGGCAACAAAGCAGCAGCAUUACCGCUGCCGAAGUGCCUUCAAAUUACUGGAAAUUGAUGACAAACUUCAUAUUCUUCGUCCGGGACUUUCCGUUCUUGACUGUGGAGCGGCGCCUGGUGCUUGGAGCCAGGUUGCUGUAGAGAGGGUCAAUGCAUUAGGUACCGAUCCUGCUCUGCCCACCGGCUUCGUCCUUGGCGUUGACCUCCUGCGGAUUUCUCCUCUGGAAGGAGCAGUCUUCCUGUCGGAGGCUGACGUGGCAGACCCAGGCACCCUGAAGACAAUCCAGAGUCUGCUUCCUGCAGAGAAGGUGGAUGUUAUCUUGAGUGACAUGGCACCUAAUGCGACAGGCGUUAAAGAACUGGAUCAUCAGAAGCUGAUCAAUCUAUGUUUAGGCCUUCUGAAUCUGUCCCAAAGUAUUUUAAAGCCAAAAGGAACGAUGCUCUGUAAAUUCUGGGAUGGACGUGAGUCCCGUCUUCUGCAGAACAGACUGAAGGAGCAAUUCCAGGAUGUGAGAACUAUAAAGCCUCAGGCCAGUCGGAAAGACUCUGCUGAAUCUUAUUAUUUGGCAAGACUGUACAAAGGGAAAUGAAAGCUGAGAACCGCAGGUUUUCAAAAAGGUGAUCAGGCAUUAACUGGAAAUCCGUAUUUGGCGUGUGUUUAAAGAAAACCCCCAGCAUUAAGACCCUGGGUAAAUCUGCCACAGUUCUUACGAAGUACACCAUGCUUUUCAAAUACAAAAAUAAACUGGAGUGGUGUCCUACUGAGUUUAUCCACUAAUUAUACAAGCAGAGACAUCCAAUCUAGCUUCUCACCUGUGGAGAAAACGGUUGGGAGUGGAGAGGAGUAAUCUGAAAGGCAACCUCUGGGUCUGGAGCAAUGGAAAUGAAAAUAAA
This is a messenger RNA of Egretta garzetta (little egret), 1030 nucleotides long. RefSeq names its product mitochondrial rRNA methyltransferase 2 (gene MRM2). The record is from RefSeq and is a predicted model, not a curated record. The transcript is spliced from 2 exons. The annotation marks the transcript as partial. Gene Ontology annotation, cellular component: mitochondrion. Gene Ontology annotation, molecular function: rRNA (uridine-2'-O-ribose)-methyltransferase activity. NCBI's taxonomy places the organism in Eukaryota, Metazoa, Chordata, Aves, Pelecaniformes, Ardeidae. Gene Ontology annotation, biological process: RNA methylation.